AUGCCACCACCACCACCAGCACCGCCAGCAACCCUACACCCACUGCACGCGCAGCUCAGCACGUCACUCCUCACGCGGCACCACCUUGCGGUGUCGCCAGGAUGGCUGAGCGAGUUCCUGUCGUCGCGGGGGCCGAACGCAACACUCCCCCCUCUGCCGGCACUGACGUCGACGGCGCACUUCCGGGUCCUGGCCAGCGACAUCCGCACGUCGCUCUGCCAACAGGCAUUGGACGUCUUGCCCGCCGACGUCGCCGAAGUCACGGUCAAGGAACGGCGGCUCGACGGCGCCGUCGUCGUGCAGGUCCUCGACGUCGUCGACGUCGGCAGCAGUAAGUGGAGCCAGGUCGAGGCGAUCGAGCGCGUCGAGCGCGGCGAGGAGGUCCGUGGUCGCGAGGUCAUCCGUACCGUUGCUGAGGAUGUUGGUGGCGGUGGUGGAGGAAAUUCGACUACGUCUACUUCUACGUCUGGUUCGACCGCUCCCACGGCGACAGCUACGGCCAAGAAACUCACCAGUGGACCGCAUAAACUGCUCGUGCAGGACGCCCGGGGCACCCAGGUGUUCGCCUUCGAAGUGGUCAAGGUCCCGAAGAUCGCGCUCUCGAUCGCCGCUUCUGCGUCUGCGUCUGCGUCGGCUGCUGCUGCUACUACUACUGCAGCGAUGAACCAGGCUCAGGCUCCCCUGCAGAACAUGCCGAUCGAGGAUCCCGGAAUGCUCAUCGGAUGUAAGCUGUUGCUUCGGCCGGGGACAGCGGUGCGGAGAGGUGUCGUCAUGCUGAGGCCGGAGGAUUGUGUCGUGCUGGGUGGCAAGGUCGAUACUUGGGAUAGGAAGUGGAAGGCGGAGAGGAAGGAGAGGCUGUUGGCCCUGGUGGUUGAAGGGGCUUCGGGUGCCGCGGCGGGUUGA
This is a messenger RNA of Exophiala bonariae, 903 nucleotides long. RefSeq lists its product as uncharacterized. Lineage: Eukaryota; Fungi; Ascomycota; Eurotiomycetes; Chaetothyriales; Herpotrichiellaceae. Gene Ontology annotation, cellular component: nuclear body; RecQ family helicase-topoisomerase III complex. The transcript has a single exon. The record is from RefSeq and is a predicted model, not a curated record. Gene Ontology annotation, biological process: resolution of meiotic recombination intermediates; double-strand break repair via homologous recombination. The coding region runs from base 1 to 903 and encodes 300 amino acids.